Molecule: messenger RNA, 1361 nt
Organism: Populus nigra (black poplar)
Lineage: Eukaryota; Viridiplantae; Streptophyta; Magnoliopsida; Malpighiales; Salicaceae
Product: beta-glucosidase 12-like
Exons: 8
Coding region: 1-1284 (427 amino acids)
Biological process (GO): carbohydrate metabolic process
Molecular function (GO): beta-glucosidase activity
Source: RefSeq, a predicted model, not a curated record
AUGGGAAUGGAUGCUUUCAGAUUCUCCAUUUCCUGGUCUAGAGUAUUACCACAUGGCAGAUUAAGUGCUGGAGUAAACGAAGAAGGCAUCAAGUUUUAUAACGAUCUCAUUGAUGACCUCCUGAAGAAUGGUUUGCAGCCUUACGUUACUCUCUUUCACUGGGAUACUCCACAAGCUUUAGAAGAUAAAUAUGGUGGUUUCUUAAGUCCUAACAUUGUAAAUGAUUUCCGAGACUUUGUCGACCUUUGUUUCCAAAAGUUUGGAGACCGAGUGAAGAAGUGGAUUACUUUGAACGAGCCAUGGAUGUUCAGUGUUCAAGGUUAUGACAUGGGCACGAUGGCACCGGGUAGGAUUUCUGUCGUUGUAAAUGAUCCACACCGAUCCUUAAACACUGGCGCCACUGAAGUGUAUACGGUUAGCCAUCAUUUGUUGCUUGCUCAUGCUGCGGCAGUGAAACUAUACAAGGAAAAAUAUCAGUCAUCUCAAGGUGGACAGAUUGGGAUAACACUUGUUUCUCAUUGGUUUGAACCUUACUCAAACAGUGAAGAUGAUCAAAAUGCAACCAAAAGAAGCCUCGACUUCAUGCUUGGUUGGUUCAUGGAUCCUUUAACUAAUGGUGACUAUCCACGUAACAUGCAUGACUUUGUUGGUGGAAGAUUGCCCAAGUUCACUGCCGAGGAAUCUAAGAUGUUGAAGGGAUCGUAUGAUUUUAUUGGAAUUAAUUACUACACAACAUAUUAUGCUCAAAACAUCGAUGCAAAUUAUCAGAGUGUUGGAUUCAUGUCAGAUGCUCGUGCUAAUUGGACAGGAGAGAGAAAUGGAAUCCCAAUAGGUCCACAGGCUGGUGUAAAAUGGCUUUAUAUUUAUCCCGAAGGCAUCAGCAGGCUUUUGAAUUACACCAAAGAUCUAUACGGGAACCCAACAAUUUACAUUACUGAGAAUGGGGUUGAUGACGUAAAUAACAAUGCUUCAUCACUAAAGGAAGCUCUUAAUGAUCCCAUAAGAGAAAAAUCUUACAAAGACCACCUUAAGAAUGUCUUGAGAUCCAUCAAUGAGCAUGGUGUUGAUGUUAAGGGAUUUUUUGCUUGGUCUUUGAUGGACAAUUUCGAAUGGGGAAGUGGUUAUGCUGUGAGGUUCGGCCUCUACUACGUUGAUUACAAAAAUGAUUUGAAACGAUAUCCUAAAAAAUCAGUCAAGUGGUUCAAGCAGUUUCUUAGAAGAGACUCCCACAUCAAGGUUGAAGAUAAUCUGGUUCGGGAUGCUAAAAGGCCAAGAAAUGCCUGAAUGCCUUAAACAGGAUUUGAAGUCAAAGAUGUUAGCAUCUGCAAAUUGGGCUUUCAUGGGUGAAACAUAAAGCUCUC